This is a messenger RNA of Xylona heveae TC161, 657 nucleotides long. RefSeq lists its product as hypothetical. Bases 103 to 573 code for a protein of 156 amino acids. Lineage: Eukaryota; Fungi; Ascomycota; Xylonomycetes; Xylonales; Xylonaceae. The transcript has a single exon. The record is from RefSeq and is a predicted model, not a curated record.
AGAUCUUCCUUUUUUAUCUUCGAGUAUGAACUCGCUAGGCUCCAGAAAACUCUUGAUUUUCGACCUCAAAAGAAAAUAUGAGUGUCGUUGACAAAAGAAAAUAUGGAACGAAGAGUUGAGCCUCUCGCUAUUGGUCGGGUCACAGACCAAGAAUAUGUCAUUCUUCAUCUCUCACUCUCUCCGUCACAUCUCUCUCUCACAUCUCUCGCCUUUGUUCUCGUCUCGAUGUCGACAUCCCGAAGAAAAUACGGUCGUCGUUUACGAAAGAAAAUACGGAUCGAGCGAGCAAGGAUCUUUACAUGUCAUCAAAUCCUUUUCUACAUUCGUCGAAAUCAUUUAUCUACUCUUCGAAUCGAUGUCCAUAUUACCGACAACACGUCUAUCCUAUAUGCUUUCCAAAGCAUUCAGCUUGUCUUCUUUCGACACGGAUAUGACCCUCUAUCUUCCAAUCACUCCGGCAGAGUCCGGUUUACCAAUCGCCGCAUUGCGCUUUUAAAGCCUGCAAAGACUCUUCGUCUAGUACGAUGGAGAUUUAUCAUUCGGCAUUCGGCCUUGGCUGAAUCUUUUUUCUAACAGACGGCACUGCUUCGGCUUUCUCGUGCCUACUUUUCUGUUGUCUACUUUUUUUAUUGUCCACCUUUUUCACUUUUCUCUUAU